Ipomoea triloba (trilobed morning glory) is the source of this 1024-nucleotide messenger RNA. RefSeq lists its product as uncharacterized. The record is from RefSeq and is a predicted model, not a curated record. The transcript has a single exon. The coding region runs from base 145 to 777 and encodes 210 amino acids. Lineage: Eukaryota; Viridiplantae; Streptophyta; Magnoliopsida; Solanales; Convolvulaceae.
CGAAAACUCCCUGCUUUCUUUCAUUAGACCGUUGCGAUAUCAACUUCCAUAUCCUCUCUGCUCUCUCGCACGCCUCCGAGAGAAAAAAAAAAAAAAAACUCAAACGUUAGGGGAGCGAGCUAGACAAGGAACAAACAUCCAAACAUGGGGGGGACCGACGAAUCCGUGUCGCUAUUCUCCGCUCUCGACCCCAAGUCUCUGCUGUUAUCGCAGUUUUCCAGCGCCGAUCACCCCCAGUUUCUGCAGCUCACGACGGAGGGCUUUCUUCUCGAGCGAGGGCCCCGAUACAAGGCCUACGCCGAUCUCCGGGAAUCGAAGCUCAGAAUGAAACACAUGAAGCCGCCCGUAUCGGAGGAGGAGGAGUUAAUCUUGACUCCUCCGAAGAAACAGGUGAAAUUUCAGGGGAGUAUGGCCACGCCCCCGAGGAGAUCGAAGGGGGCGUCUGUUUUGGCCCAGUCGGUUCCGGAUUUCUCGUACGCGUUGAGGAAGGAGAACCGGAAGCCGCCGGCGCCGCUGCCGCCGGUGAUGGAGAAGUCGGCGACGCCUCCGCCGCCGGGGAUGAAAAGCGGGAGGUUUGUUGGGGGCGUGGGGAGUAAAUCGUUGAACUCAGGGGAUAAGAGGAGUGGAGGGUUGAUGAGUAGGAAGAGCUAUGCGAAUUUGGAGGAGUUUAAGGGGUUGGCUUCUGCUGCUCGGAACGCCAUUAAUGGAGACAAUAGGGCUGGGAAUGGAAGAAGGGGUGGCACUGGCAAGACUGUUUUAGGCUACAGACAGCUCUGAAUCUUGAGAUUUUCUUGAAAAACAAAAUUGGGUUUUUCUGUGAUUCUUUUUCCUUGUGAGGUUUUAAAUUUUUUGAUUUUUUUUUUAAAUUUUUAUUUCAUUACCUCAGAAAUUGGUUCUUCUAUACAAAUUUCCAUUAUGUAUAGAGCAGAGGAUUUGCCUUUUCUGGUUUCAAUAUGCUCUUUUUCUGGAUGUUCAAUAUUGAAAUGCUUAAUAAAUUCCCAGUUUUCACUUUUAUGGAUUUAAA